UAGAGCAUCAGAUACUGGAGUUUGCCAGGGGUAGAAUGGUUGGAUUCAGGAAUGUUUAGCUGACUCAUAGCAGGAAGUUAUCCUGUAAAAAAAUGAAGCAAGGCAGGGAAGACAGAUUUAAGUACCAUGCAGCUCAAAACGACAAUUACAUUGUCAUUUUCGUUGUGAAUACUUCUAGGUUCUAUAUUGGCUGUGAUCUUUGUACUAACUGCUAUUAUGGAGAAUGUGUUGGCAUCGCAGAAAAGGAGGCUAAGAAAAUGGAUGUGUACAUCUGUAAUGAUUGUAAAUGGGCACAAGAGGGCAGCAGUGAGGAAUUGUACUGUAUCUGCAGAACACCUUUCGGAUCUUGCAGAUUUUUUAUUGGCCAUGAUCGGUGUCAGAAUUGGUACCAUGGGUGCUGCAUUGGCAUCUUGCAGAGUGAGGCAGAGCUCAUUGAUGAGUAUGUCUGUCCACAGUGCCAGUCAACAGAGGAUGUCAUGACAGUGCUCACACCACUAACAGAGAAGGAUGAUGAGGAGUUGAAGAGGGUGCUCCGUUCCUUACAGAUGAGAGCCCAUAAGAUGGCCCAGCCUUUCCUUGAACCAGUAGACCCUAAUGAUGCACCAGAUUAUUAUGGUGUUAUUAAGGAACCUGUGGGUACACAUGAGUUGAAUUUGAAGUUUUUUCAGAAGUCUCAGUGUAUAUUUUAUUAACCAUAAAAUUAAUAUCUUAGAAUACUUUUAGCAAGGCUGGUGGGGGUAUAAAUUGGUAUGGUCACUUUGGAGGGUAAAUUGAUAGUAUCUAUUACAGUUGAAUUGUGCAUACUCGGUUAUUUUAUUUUAUUUUUUUGAGAUGGAGUCUCACCCUGUUGCCAGGCUGGAGUGCAGUGGUGU
Molecule: messenger RNA, 872 nt
Organism: Homo sapiens (human)
Lineage: Eukaryota; Metazoa; Chordata; Mammalia; Primates; Hominidae
Product: nucleosome-remodeling factor subunit NURF301-like
Exons: 3
Coding region: 93-692 (199 amino acids)
Source: RefSeq, a predicted model, not a curated record